UAUACAAAGAUGUCUGGAACGCGGUAAAGUCAACGGCAAAUUAAAGUCAAAGGCAAAGUCACGAUCAACCCGUGCUGGUCUUCAAUUCCCAGUCGGUCGUAUCCAUCGUUUGUUGCGCGAAGGAAACUACGCUGAACGUGUCGGAGCUGGUGCAUCAGUAUACUUGACUGCCGUCAUGGAAUCCUUGGCUGCUGAAGUUUUGGAAUUGGCAGGUAACGCUGCCCGUGACAACAAAAAAACACGUAUCAUUCCUCGUCAUUUGCAAUUGGCCAUCCGUAACGACGAAGAAUUAAACAAACUCUUGUCAGGAGUUACAAUCGCACAAGGUGGUGUUUUGCCAAACAUCCAAGCCGUCUUGCUGCCAAAAAAGACCGAAACCAAAAAAGCCUAAAUGUGUUUCACAUAUUGAAACAUUGUACAUAAAACGGCCCUUUUCAGGGCCACCAAAAUAUUUUUCAUAAAGAAUUGAAAAAAAUCAACACA
This is a messenger RNA of Contarinia nasturtii (swede midge), 483 nucleotides long. Its product is annotated as histone H2A. The transcript has a single exon. The annotation marks the transcript as partial. Gene Ontology annotation, molecular function: protein heterodimerization activity; DNA binding; structural constituent of chromatin. Lineage: Eukaryota; Metazoa; Arthropoda; Insecta; Diptera; Cecidomyiidae. Gene Ontology annotation, cellular component: nucleosome. The record is from RefSeq and is a predicted model, not a curated record.